AAAAACAAACCAAAACCAAACUUCCUCUCAUCAUUCAUUUACAUGUUCUUGUGAAAAGCCUCUUUUGAGAUUUGGUGGUUAGGCAAAUAACAAGAACCACUAAACUACUCACCCAUGACUAACACCAAAUCUUCUCUAAUCCAAAUUCUCACCCUUUCCAUCUUCUGUUUCACCAUUUCACAUUCCAUUGACUUCAAUUACCCUACUGUGUUUAACUUCGGUGACUCGAAUUCCGACACUGGCGAGCUGGUUGCCGGGCUAGGAAUCAUGCUUGACCCUCCUUAUGGCCAGACUUACUUCAGAACUCCCUCAGGGAGGUACUGUGACGGCCGCCUCCUUGUAGAUUUCCUAACCUUCCCUGCUCCAACCAUGGCUCCCAAGAUCUGUCUCCUCCAAAUUCUUGCCUUCAUUUCCAUCUCAUUUCCACUAUCCAGUUCCAUUCAAUUCGAUUUCCCUGCCGUCUUCAACUUCGGUGAUUCGAAUUCUGACACUGGUGAGCUAAUUGCUGCCGGAAUUGAAAGCCUCCAGUCUCCUCAUGGGCAAAGUUAUUUUGGAGGACCAUCAGGCAGAUACUGUGAUGGCCGUCUCAUCAUAGAUUUUCUCAUGGAUGCAAUGGAUCUACCAUUUCUAAAUGCAUAUCUGGAUUCAAUUGGCUUACCAAGUUUCCAGAAAGGGUGCAAUUUUGCUGCUGCAGGGUCAAAAAUACUUCCAGCAACUGCAGAUUCUGUCAGUCCAUUUUCGAUAGGGGUUCAGGUGGCUCAGUUUCUACGAUUCAAAUCUCGAGUUCUUGAAUUGCAAUCCAAAGGAAAGAAAUAUGACAAGUACAUCCCGGCUGAGGAUUAUUUUGAGAAGGGAUUAUACAUGUUCGACAUCGGCCAGAAUGAUCUUGCUGGUGGAUUUUAUUCCAACACAUUUGACCAAGUAGUUGGCCUAAUUCCAAUAAUUUUGGCAGAAUUUGAAGGUGGAAUAAAGACACUUCAUGACCAAGGGGCUAGGAAUUUUUGGAUACAUAACACAGGACCUCUGGGAUGCUUGGCUCAGAAUGUUGCAAAGUUUGGGACUGAUCCAUCCAAGCUCGAUGAUCAAGGGUGUGUGAGUACACAUAAUGAGGCUGCUAAACUUUUCAACCUGCAGCUUCAUGCCCUCUGCAAAAAAUUGCAGGGCCAGUACACAGAUUCAAAUAUCACAUAUGUAGAUAUCUUCACAAUAAAAUCCAACCUCAUAGCAAGUUAUUCUAGAUAUGGAUUUGAGCAACCUAUAAUGGCCUGUUGUGGCUAUGGAGGUCCACCACUGAAUUAUGACAACCGGAUUGCCUGUGGGAAAACAAAGGACCUGAAUGGAACCUCUGUGACAGCCAAAGCAUGCAGUGAUAGUUCUGAAUAUGUGAACUGGGAUGGAAUUCAUUACACAGAGGCUGCAAAUCAGUAUGUUGCAUCACAAAUACUAACUGGAAAGUACUCUGAUCCACCUUUCUCAGACAAAAUGCCUUUCCUUCUCAAACUCAAGUUCUAAAAACCUUAUAUGCCAGCCACUCAUUUUAUUUGACUUACUUUUACCUCAUUUCUUGACUUGUAGCAACAAUUGAAAGUAUUAUAAAUCAAAACUAAGAAU
Molecule: messenger RNA, 1611 nt
Organism: Rubroshorea leprosula
Lineage: Eukaryota; Viridiplantae; Streptophyta; Magnoliopsida; Malvales; Dipterocarpaceae
Source: the annotation of a GenBank genome assembly